AUGGAUUCCAUUAAGCUGGAAUGGGAUCGCUUGCCCAGAGAGGAUGUUGAGGCAGAAUGCAAAUUUCGUGGCAUAGAGGGCGAAAGUUUGUCUAUUCUGCGCGAUAAUUUAAAGAGCGCGAUUGAGAAUGAAGCGGCCGCAGCGGCUGCUCCUCUGAAGGUAGUAGGCAAAGAGGCAGUAGAUGCAGAAGCUAAAUCAUUAGCUGAGUAUUUAGUUUCGGUGAAACAAGCAGUCAAAUUGUGUUGCGAAUCGAAAAAAUCAAGUGAGGCACGGAAGCUGAGAUCGAGAAUCGCGUAUGCUUUCAUGCGUAUGCAGCGCAUCGAGCUGUAUGACGACAGGUUAGCCGACUCGAUUACGAAGCUGAAGGUCCAUUUGCAACAGAGUUUUGACUGGUUGCGAAGCGGAAUAUUAGAUACUGAGGAGCCCAGCACGAGUAACGCAAAAUCGCUUUUAGAGACAUUAAAUGAUUCAUUUGAGCAGCUAGAUCAAAUUGGUGCACCGAGCGAUUUUGGGUUUGCAGCUGCAGCGCACGGGCCGCAAAUGCAAUACUUUGUUCCCGUGUCGCACGGUCAAAUUCUAAAUCAAGCGUCGUUAGAGAGUCGUCAAAAUAGCGGCGUCUUAUUGGUGCCAAAUUGUAACUCGAAGCGGAGGAUUUACACAAGGGAUUGGAAAGUGUCAUUUUCGGGCGAGCAGUCCAGUAAAAGGUCACUGGCUAGUUUCUUGCGGGAAGUCGGACUUAAGCGAAAAGAGAGCAAUUUGACAGACUCCGAGUUUUGGGACACUGCCCAUCAUUUAUUUGAGGGUAGGGCGAAGGCUUGGUUUCUCAUGAACCACAAGAAGUGGCACUCGUGGGUGGAAUUUGAGCCGCAUCUGAUUGCAAAUUUCAAACCUCCAGAUUAUGAUGACCGGUUAUGGGAUCAAUUGCGUUCGCGCAGGCAAGCCCGCGACGAAAGGCUUAAUUUGUUUUGUUCGGAAAUGGAGACAUUGUUUUCCCUGCUUAGCAAUCCUCCAUCCGACCGGGAAAAAUUGGAAUUCGUAAGAAAGCGAUUGGCCCCAUAUUGGUUGCAAAAUCUGCCCUGGGGGGACAUUCACAGUUUAGAUGAUUUGCAAGGAAGAGGUUUAAAUUUGGAAUCAGUGAAGCACUUGAUUGACAAGUAUAGAGAUCCGCAGGCGCAGGAAGAUCCUGUUGAGCCAGAAUUUGCGUAUAGAGUUAGUGAGAAAGCGGACAAGAAAGAUGAGAAAGGGAAAGUAGCCCUGGUGGGCUCCUUCGUUACCCCUGGUGCAGCCCCGUCUUUUGGUGGUCCGUUUCAGACGUUUAGGCUGGCACCUCCCCAUCCUGAAGUGGUCGGCAAACAACACCUUGCCUGGACCCUUCGUGUGUAG
Cloeon dipterum is the source of this 1383-nucleotide messenger RNA. RefSeq lists its product as uncharacterized. The transcript is spliced from 2 exons. Lineage: Eukaryota; Metazoa; Arthropoda; Insecta; Ephemeroptera; Baetidae. Bases 1 to 1383 code for a protein of 460 amino acids. The record is from RefSeq and is a predicted model, not a curated record.